This is a messenger RNA of Taeniopygia guttata (zebra finch), 3495 nucleotides long. NCBI's taxonomy places the organism in Eukaryota, Metazoa, Chordata, Aves, Passeriformes, Estrildidae. The record is from RefSeq and is a predicted model, not a curated record.
GGGCGAGGGAGCGGGAGGGCGGCGGCUAGUCCGUGGACACGGGUGGGUGCGAAGCGCACCGGGAUGCGCUGCGGGGCUGCUCGUUGGGUCCCGCUGCCCGCCGCUCAGCCCCUGGCUCGAGGCGUUGGGAGCUGCGCGUUCUCCUCUCUCCCCGGGUAGCUCUCGGUGCCAGGGCGUGUGCCCAAUGUCCCUCUACCCUGCUGCUACCCGUCCCGUCCCCUUCCUGGGGUCCCGUGGGAUGCUGUCGCCGGGCACGGCUGCGUGAAGCGACCCGAUGCCCUCACCCGCGGCUGGGGCGCGGACGGCCCCUCGCGGGGCGAUGUUCGUGGGAGGUGGGAGAUGCCGGCGGGACGCGGGAUGCCGGCGCUGACUGCGAGCUCGGUGCAAGGCAGUGGGACCGGGAACGUGGAAACGGGAGAGGGGCUGCGGGAGAGGGGCUGCUCUGUGCCCCAGCUUCUGGCCAGGGUCUGCCGAUCAAGCGGCGGCGGCUGAGCCGGUCUGCGAGCGGCUAAAUAUAGCCCGUCGGAAGCACCGCUGCGUGCGGCCAGGGGUCCCGCUGGCAGGGUCCCUCAGCAUCCUACUGAGGGCUAGCGUCCCUGUGCUGCGGUCCUGGGGCACGGAGCGCCCCGACCAGGGUGGUACCUCCGGCACAUCCACGAGCUAUGCAAACUCUAGGGCGGGCCGGGGACUGUUGUGCCCUCCCCGCGGUUGAGCCCUGGCUGGCCCCCGCUGCCAGCUUCCCUCACAGCAGGCAGAGGGGCUGUGGGGCCACGGAACCGGGCAGCUCCAGGCAGGGACCGGGGGUCACACCUGGAGACAACCCAGGGCAGCCUUCGGCUUCGCAGCCCCAGGACCCAGCCCAGACCAGAGUGGGCUCUCUCUCCUGCGUGCUGAGGCCAGGGAAGCUGGCUUAGCCCCGCAGCCCCCGGCCGUGUCCCAGCCCACCCUGUGCUGCCGCCCCGGGGGUGCGGGAAGUAUCCCAGCAGAGCCGGUAGCAUCCCCCGGCACUUCCCGGUGUCACACCGCGCACAGGACGACGAUCAAUCGCUCUGCCGGUAGGUGUGUCGGGGGAUGCCCACUGGCUGCUCAGCCCCUGCUCCAAGUGUCUCCUUUCUUCUCACUUCUGCACCCUGCCAUUAGCCAAGCUCCUGCUGCCGGGGCGCCGGCGGCACCGGGGAAGGUUUCAUCCUGUAAAUGGGUUCCCUGUCAUGUUCAAUCAUCAUCAGCGCUGGAGACGCUGCUCGCCGCUUGCUCUGCUGCCCCACCGAACCUUGCAGAGGGAGCCAGCGUGUCUCCUUGGGAACCUGCUGGACAUGGACACCUUCUCCAAGUCCGACCCAGUGGUGGUCCUCUUUGUGCAGGUCUCGGGGAGCAGCGAGUGGAAGGAGUUCGGACGCACCGAGGUGAUCGACAACACCCUGAACCCCGACUUUGUCCGCAAGUUCGUCCUCGACUACUACUUCGAGGAGAAGCAAAACCUCCGCUUCGAUGUAUACAACGUGGACUCCAAGAGCUGCUCCGCUUUAAAACAGAAGGACUUCCUGGGGCAGGCAUUUGUGGCACUGGGAGAGGUGAUUGGGUCCCAGCGGGGACGCCUGGAGAGACCCCUAACGGGUGUCCCAGGGAAGCGGUGUGGAACUAUCCUGCUGCUGGCUGAGGAGCUGAGCAACUGCCGGGACAUUGUCACAAUGCAGCUGUGUGCCAACAAGCUGGAUAAGAAGGACUUCUUUGGAAAAUCCGAUCCCUUCCUCGUCUUCUAUCGUAGCAAUGAGGAUGGCACCUUUACAAUUUGCCAUAAGACAGAGGUGGUGAAGAACACACUCAACCCGGUGUGGCAGCCCUUCACCAUCCCCGUGCGCGCCCUCUGCAAUGGCGACUACGACCGGACGGUGAAGAUAGAUGUGUACGACUGGGACCGGGAUGGGAGCCACGACUUCAUUGGGGAAUUUGCCACCAGCUACCGGGAGCUCUCUCGAGCACAGAGUCAGUUCACAGUGUAUGAGGUGCUGAAUCCCAGGAAGAAAUGCAAGAAGAAGAAAUAUGUGAAUUCUGGCACUGUGACACUGCUCUCCUUCUCCGUUGAGUCUGAGUUCACCUUCGUUGACUACAUACGGGGCGGGACGCAGCUGAAUUUCACUGUUGCCAUUGACUUCACGGCCUCCAAUGGGUUGCCAUCACAGCCCACCUCGCUGCACUACGCGAGCCCGUACCAGCUGAGCGCCUACGCCCUGGCACUGAAGGCAGUGGGGGAAAUCAUCCAGGACUACGACAGCGACAAGCUCUUCCCUGCCUACGGCUUUGGUGCCAAAGUCCCACCUGACGGCAAGAUCUCCCACCAGUUUCCUCUGUGCCCCAUCUCUGUCCCUCAGAACAACAAUGUGGAGAACCCCAGCUGUGCCGGCAUUGAAGGUGUACUGGAGUCCUACCUCCAAAGCCUACGCACUGUCCAGCUCUAUGGUCCUACCAACUUUGCUCCUGUCAUCAACCAGGUGGCUGGGAUAGCUGCCCAGGUGACCGAUGGUUCACAAUACCACGUCCUCCUCAUCAUCACUGAUGGUGUCAUCUCUGACAUGCUGCAGACCAAGGAAGCCAUUGUCACCGCUUCCUCCCUGCCCAUGUCCAUCAUCAUUGUGGGAGUAGGUCCAGCUGAGUUUGAGGGGCUGGUGUUUCUAUCCCCGGUGUUCAUCCCACCGAGGCUUGGUGACCCCAGCUCUCACCCCCAGCCAUGGAGGAGCUGGACGGUGAUGAGGUACGGUUGUCUUCCCGGGGACGGUAUGCUGAGAGGGACAUUGUACAGUUUGUGCCAUUUCGGGACUAUGUGGAUGACUCCGGCAACCAGGUGCUGAGCAUGGCCCGCCUGGCCAAGGAUGUGCUGGCUGAGAUCCCUGAGCAGCUGCUCUCUUAUAUGAAGACCCGUGACAUCAAGCCACGCCGGGCAGAUCCCGAGUAGCUCUUCCAUGAGCCAUGGGACUGACUGGUGGGGCGACGAUAUGUUUACCUUUUUUCUGCCGGUGGCCAGGGCUUAACCAUGGAGAUGUGGCCCCUUUAGGGAGAUAAUCAGCUGCUAUGGUUGGUCAAAACAGGGCUGGGACCCGCUUCUGGCAGUGAGACCACAGGGCUGGACAUCCUUGGCUGUCCCUUCCUCCUGCCCGAUGUCCAGCAGCAAGGCGGGACUGUCCCUCGACCGCGGCAGUGCGGGCAGGGCCAGCGCCGGGGGAACACGGCGUGUGUGUCCCGGGAGAGCAGCCCGGCGUCUGCCCGGGGGAAGGCUGAGUGCCUGCCGGGGGUCUCGGCGGCCUCGCCCUGCUCCUGCCUGCACCCCAUUCCUGCCUGCACCCCGCUCCUGCCUGUGCCCUCCUCCGGCUCCGCUAACCGGGCUGGCCGGCCUGCCCCGUGCCCUGCCGCACGGCGGGGCUCCCCCACCGGAGGGUGCCGGCGCGGAGGGCAGGCGGGUCUCUGCUGCGUUACCGACUGUAAAUAAACUGCUCAACCGGG